Leptopilina boulardi is the source of this 1034-nucleotide messenger RNA. Its product is annotated as odorant receptor 49b-like. Lineage: Eukaryota; Metazoa; Arthropoda; Insecta; Hymenoptera; Figitidae. Gene Ontology annotation, biological process: sensory perception of smell; detection of chemical stimulus involved in sensory perception of smell. Gene Ontology annotation, molecular function: odorant binding; olfactory receptor activity. The record is from RefSeq and is a predicted model, not a curated record. Gene Ontology annotation, cellular component: plasma membrane. The transcript has 7 exons. The coding region runs from base 132 to 902 and encodes 256 amino acids.
AUGUAAUUUUUUCAAAAAUUCAAAAUGAUUGGGAAACGUUAACAUCAAAACAUGAAGUCUUUGUUUUAAAGAAAUAUGCAAAUAGAUGCAGAUUAUAUAAUAUUGUUUGCUUUGGUGGAUUUUUUGGAAAUAUGACAAUUUACUUGUUUACACGUUCUAUUGUGUUACUAAUUGAUUCGUUUAAAGAUAACAACAUAACUAGACCGGUUUUAGUUAUUGUUGACUUUGGUUUAGAUAAAGAAAAAUAUUAUUAUUUAAUACUAUUAACUCUUCAUUUGGUUGCUUACUUAUGUGCUACUUUGACUGUAAAUGGAGCUAUGAUUUUGUCAAUGCUACUUGAACAUGCUUGUGGAAUGUUUGAAAUUAUUGGGCAUAAAAUGACAACUGCUCUUAAUGAAAAUCAAGAUCACAAUAAUAAAUUCAGUUCAAAAAAUAAUCUUCAGCAAGAAAUAAUAAUUUGUGUGAAAAUGCAUAAAAAAGUCCUAUUGUUUGUCGAUGAUAUCCACAAGCUCUAUUCAACUGCAUAUUUUUUAAUAUUUGGACUCUGUAUACUUGAUUUAAGCAUCACUGGAGUUCAGACUGUGAUGUUUAUAAAUAAUGCCAGGGAAGCUGCAAGAUUUGGAUUUCACACAUUUUCUCAAGCAUUUCAUCUUUUUCUUUUAACUAUUCCAACUCAACAUUUACUGGAUGUUAGCCUUUGCAUUUCUGACUGCAUAUACUGUGCAAAUUGGUUUCAACUGUCAAUCGCAAAUAAAAAAUCGUUACUUAUCAUAAUGAAAAGAGCGGCUGAACCUACAAAAUUGAUUGUUGGAGGGGUAUUUACAGUUUCUUUAGAGUUUUUUAAAAAGGUUAUCUCAACAUCAAUAUCUUACUUCACUGUAUUUUUGGCUGUACGAAAAUAAACUGCGGGAUUUUUAUUGUUAUAUUAUGGGACAUUUAUUUUAUUAUUCAUUUCUAAAUGUUUAAAGCUAGAUGAAGUAUUUUUAAAGCUUAAAUGUAGUAAAAAAUAAUUACUAUCACCAAUAUUUUUGUAG